Molecule: messenger RNA, 2158 nt
Organism: Lasiosphaeria miniovina
Lineage: Eukaryota; Fungi; Ascomycota; Sordariomycetes; Sordariales; Lasiosphaeriaceae
Product: oligosaccharide translocation protein RFT1, variant
Exons: 1
Coding region: 205-1884 (559 amino acids)
Biological process (GO): glycolipid translocation; dolichol-linked oligosaccharide biosynthetic process
Cellular component (GO): endoplasmic reticulum membrane
Source: RefSeq, a predicted model, not a curated record
ACUGAAACCAGUCCGUUCCCCGCUGACGGGACAGGGGUUGCCACGUGGCGGUUGGCCCUGAACCUGGCACAGGCUACAGCAGGCAGCGAGGGUUUAACCUACAGCACUCACUCAAUUACCCCAACCUCCAACCUCCAACCUCCAACGUCCAACGUCCAACCUACAUUCAUCUAAUCCCGCCCAUCCAUCCAAUCCCGCCCAUCCAUGCAGCCAUCCGUCACCAUGGCAGGCCAGACAAAACCGCCAGACACACCACACCCAGCACCAUCACAAAUUGCCAGCAACGAUGCCGCCAAAACCACCAGCAGCAGCAGCACGACGCGCGCAGUGCGGGGCGCAUCACUCCUAAUCCUUCUCCAAGUAGCGUCGCGCGCCGUGACCUUCAUCGCCAACCAAGCGCUCCUGCGCUUCCUCACAGCGCAGCUGCUCGGCGUGUCGGCACAGCUCGAGGUGUACUACCUAUCCGUGCUCUUCUUCGCGCGCGAGAGCCUGCGGGUGGCGAUCCAGCGGCAGGACACGUCGUCCCUCGGCAAGGGAACCGGAAAGAGCGCCCAGGCCGCCGUCAACCUCGGGUAUGUGUCGCUGGCGCUGGGCGUGCCGCUGGCGGGCGCGCUCGGGUGGCUGUACCUGCACUCGAUCAGCGCCGGCACGCAGGCGGCGACGCCGCGCCUGGCGCUCGCGCUGUGGGUGUACGCUUGCGCGGCAGUAGUAGAGCUAGCGUCAGAGCCGGCGUUCGUAGUGAUGCAGGCGCAGCUGCAGUUCAGGACGCGGGCGGCGGCGGAGGCGGUGGCGACGUUUCUGCGGUGUGCGGUGACGCUGGGCGCGACGGCCGCGGCGGGCCCGCAGCUCGGCGUGCUGCCGUUCGCGCUCGGCCAGCUGAGCUACGGGGUCGGGCUGCUGGGCGUGUACGCGUGGCGCGGGGCGGGGCUAGCGCGCGCCGAGGGCUUCUCGCUGCUGCCGCGGCGGAUCUUAAGUAAAGGGGGGGACGACUUCGCGCUGGGCGCGUACCUAUACCGGCCCACGCUGCAGCUGGCGUCGAGCAUGAUGGCGCAGAGCGUGGUCAAGCACCUGCUGACGCAGGGCGACACGUUCCUGGUCAGCGCGCUGUCGACGCCGACGGCGCAGGGCGUCUACGCGCUGGCCAACAACUACGGCGGUCUGGCCGCGCGGCUCGUGUUCCAGCCCGUCGAGGAGAGCAGCCGCAGCUACUUCAGCCGGCUGCUCGCGGCGCCGUCUGCGUCUGUGGCUAGCCCGGCGGGAGUCGACAGAAACAAAGCGGCGGCGACGGCGGCGACGGACCUGCAGGCGCUGCUCAAGGCGUACGCGCUGUUGUCGGUGGUGGUGACGACGGUGGGGCCGACGGCGGCGCCGCUGCUGCUGUCGCUGGUGGCGGGGCCGCGGUGGGCGGACUCGGGGGCCGGCGCGUGCCUGGCCGCGUACAUGUGGUACAUUCCGCUGCUGGCGGCCAACGGCGUGGCCGAGGCGUUCGUGGCGUCGGUGGCCAGCGAGGCCGAGGUGCACCGCCAGUCGGCGUGGAUGGGCGCCUUUUCGCUGGGAUUCGCGGGUGCCGGCUUCGUGCUGCUGCGCGUGCUGGACAUGGGCGCCGUCGGUCUGGUCGUCGCCAACGCCAUCAACAUGCUGUGCCGCAUCGCAUGGUGCGCCGUCUUCAUCUCGCGCUACUUCCGUCGCGCGGGUGCCCCGCUGGACCUGCUCGGCGGCGUCAUGCCCAAGCCUAUAGCUGUUGCCGCCGCCGUCGUCACGUCGCAGCUGGUCAAGAGGGUAAUCACGUCGAGUGCGGACUCGCCGCUGCCCGGGGCCAGGCAGGCGAUAGGGGACCUGGUGAGAGUGGCACUUGUUGCAUUGCCCUUUGUGGCCGUUCUGUGAGUACUUGUUUCUUCUGUCUCUUUUCUACGUCUAUUGUCAUAUCUAGCGCUACCGAGCCAAGGCUAACAAGACAACGCAGCCUUCUGUCCGAACGGCAAUUUCUGCUGAGCGGCUACCGGUCUCUGCGGGGGAGGCGGGAAAAGGCCUCAUAGGACUAAUGAAACACGACAGCUAUAGCCCCUACCAAAAUAAAGAGAACAAGACUUUUGCCACGCACACGCGUGUAAUUACACAACUCCGUUCCAGUCACGACCCUAGUCAAACGUGAUCUUGG